GUUUGUUGACGCGGUCAGUGGAAGUAAAAUACCGGAGAAUGGAACCGAUCAGUGAUCGUACAAUAAUAUCAUCGUUGCGGACUGCUGCACAUCGAUUUGUGUUUUUAGCACUGAUCAACGAACGUAGUUUAACGCCUACUCCGCCAUGGGUUUAUCGCGAGUAGAACGGGUCCUACCGGGCACUCGAUGGCUGCGAGGAUACACUGGGGAGUUUAUGGUAGCUGAUUUGAUCGCAGGUAUUACCGUUGGAUUGACAGUGCUUCCACAAGGACUCGCCUACGCGACACUUGCAGGACUAGAGCCACAGUAUGGACUCUAUUCAGCAUUUGUCGGUGGAGUCGUGUAUGCCCUUAUGGGAGGUUGUCGGGAGGUUACCAUUGGCCCCACCGCCCUACUGUCUCUCAUGACCAGCCGCCACACGGGGUAUGGAGGAAACUCCGGACCACAGUUGGCCAUUCUGUUGUGCUUUUUGUCUGGCAUAGUGGAGCUAUUGAUGGCCGUCCUACGGCUCGGGGCACUCGUAGAUCUCAUUUCCCUACCAGUGACGGUAGGAUUUACCUCGGCCACGGCGCUGAUUAUUGGUGCAUCGCAGCUGAAGGCGUUACUUGGAAUUCGUGGUGGUUCUGGAUCAGGAUUUGCUAGCACCGUGCAAACAGUUAUCGCAAACAUCCCCGAAGCACGUGUUGCUGAUAGUAUACUUGGAAUCGUCUCUAUUGCUAUCCUAUUGGCGCUUAGGAAAUUAAAGGACAUCAAAACACCGCCGGAUGCUACAGGAGGUCGAAAGGCUUUUGGACUCUUCUGUUGGCUGGUGGCAACGGCACGAAACGCGCUCGUUGUGCUGGUGACAAGUUUCAUCGCAUUCUAUUUCGAUAAGCGUGGGGAACGCCCGUUUAUUCUCACCGGCACCGUGAAGAGUGGCAUACCAGAUUUCCAGCUGCCUCCCUUCAGCACCGUCCUACCGUCCGGUGGAGGUCCUAAUGGCACCAGCCCAUUGGAGCUCGGCUUUACCGGAAUGAUCGAGGAACUGGGUGCAUCGAUCGCACUGGUUCCAAUCAUAGCGGUGCUGGGAAAUGUCGCUAUCUCAAAAGCAUUCGGUGGUAGCGGAAUCAACCCGACGCGCGAACUCGUUGCCCUUUCGUUGAGCAACAUUUGUGGAUCUUUUUUCAGCUCAUUUCCGGUCACGGGAUCUUUCUCGCGCAGCGCCGUCAAUCAUGCGAGUGGCGUGAAAACUCCUAUCGGAGGUAUAUACACGGGCGCGCUGGUGCUGUUGGCUUUGGGCGUCCUAACGCCUUACUUCCAAUACAUUCCGAAGGCUGCCCUCAGCGCGGUGAUUAUUUCUGCCGUCAUAUUUAUGAUCGAGUACGAAGUCAUUCGACCACUAUGGCGCUGUAGCAAGCGGGAGCUUAUCCCGGGAGCAGUGACAUUUGUGCUCAGUCUGAUCGUGGGUGUGGAGCUGGGACUUCUCGCUGGCGUGCUGACCGAUCUGGCGUUCGUAGUUUAUCGAACUGCUCGUCCACUGCUGACGGUAACCGUGGCUAACACGGCAGUCGGGAUGGAGUACAUUCUUAUUCGUCCAAAUCAUAGCCUUAUCUACUUUCCUGCCGUCGAAUGGGUACGCAACGUUACGUCGAAGGCGAUCAAACAGCACGGUAACAUACCGGUCGUGUUUGAUUGUCGAUUAGUGAACGAAUUCGAUUAUACUGCCGCAACGGGGCUGCAAAUGUUGCGCAAGGAGCUGGAGAAAAAACAAAUUCCCCUUAUUGUGUACGGAUCAUCUAGCGAAGUUCGCAAGCUACUGCAGGAAACACUAAAAAGCAGUUUGCUUGAGGUAACAACCGACGACGAGCUGGAGACUCUACUCAGAGAUAUAUCCACCGAUGGAGGUAAGCAUGAGCUGCGGGAAAUCGCCGCACCACUUCUCACGACAGCAUCUGAACGUUCGCCGUCCAUUGUCGAAAUAGACGAUUCCUAAAAGUGUGCUUUGUUCCCGAUGUUGUUUUGUCCUGUAUUGUGUUGUUCCAAUUAUUAAGCUUUUUAUAAAUGUUUCGCAAUGUAAUCAUCACAUUUCAUCGAAAAAAUGUGUAGAAAAAGUUAGUUCCUCCGUGUUUAAUGUAUCUCGUCAAUCGUUUAUAGGUGUAAGAUUAUGAAACAAAAGUUUUGGACGUAAAAAUCUACUUCACGAAUGUACAAACCCAUUGGCGACUGACAAAGAAUUGAAGGAAUUUAUUUCAAACUUUUCCAUGUAACAAGUAUUG
Messenger RNA from Anopheles coustani, 2255 nucleotides. Its product is annotated as sodium-independent sulfate anion transporter. NCBI's taxonomy places the organism in Eukaryota, Metazoa, Arthropoda, Insecta, Diptera, Culicidae. The coding region runs from base 146 to 1972 and encodes 608 amino acids. Gene Ontology annotation, biological process: transmembrane transport. The record is from RefSeq and is a predicted model, not a curated record. Gene Ontology annotation, molecular function: sulfate transmembrane transporter activity. The transcript is spliced from 5 exons. Gene Ontology annotation, cellular component: membrane.